CGGUGAGAGCGCGUAUACACUGGCGAUAUGGUGUGUAGUAGUGUGGCACAGUCUCCUCGAGACUCGAGAUGUGAGACCAAACGGUUAGCAGGUGUAAUCUGGAUGAGAAGACGAAUGCCACCGUGUUGAAUAUAAAAUACGCUUUCAUUCCCUCUAUCUUGCAGCUCAUACCCUCACAGCUACACACUGGAGUCCACGCUAUAUUUCCGAAAAGCCUGUCAACUUCAAUCCUCUCACUGCACAACCCUUCAUCUCCCUACUCAAGCUACCACACCACGAUGAAGUACACCAGUGCUGUUACUAUUGCGGUAGCGACCCUCCUCCAUUCCGUCAAUGCCAACUUUGAUCUCUACCGCGUUGGUCUCGGUGGGACUGGGGUCAGCGGAAACGGCGAGGGUUGGCAGGCAUACGAGGCCGAGGCCAACUGCGACAACAAGCUUGACUGGUACUGGGUUGAUAGCGAAGAUGUGAGCGGCGGCAAAUACGGCGUCCGCUGCGAAGGUGAUGGCUGUGGACGCAGCCAGGAUGAUGAUGACAAGUCCCUCGACGUCAUUGAGAUGAACUUCAACCGCGAUGAGCACCACUGGACUUACUACAAGGACCGCGACGGUGCCUUGGUCGAUCUUUCUGACAACCAGGUUGGACGAUGCUACCCCUUCCCUGGUCCAAACCUGAACUGUGGUCUCACUGUUGGCCGAGUUGACGGCUACCGCAAGAUUCGCUGCGAGAUCGAUGUGACAGCUGACGAUAUCAACGGCGGAAGGCCUAGCAAGCGCCGUGCGGCUCGUGAUUUCACUGCUUAGAGACGCAGGAUGGUAUUUGAGCCGCACAAAGCGCGUCGCAUGCGAACCAUCUGGUUACUAUUAGUCUUUCUGUAGCAUUGGCCGAGGAACAUGAUGCUAGGGAAGUAGGAGCUGGAAAGGAACAUUCGCUUAACAUGGUUGGAGCUGGGGUUGAUAUAGCAAUUCUCAACUACGAAUUAC
Molecule: messenger RNA, 983 nt
Organism: Paraphaeosphaeria sporulosa
Lineage: Eukaryota; Fungi; Ascomycota; Dothideomycetes; Pleosporales; Didymosphaeriaceae
Exons: 3
Coding region: 279-803 (174 amino acids)
Source: RefSeq, a predicted model, not a curated record